Molecule: messenger RNA, 790 nt
Organism: Aspergillus saccharolyticus JOP 1030-1
Lineage: Eukaryota; Fungi; Ascomycota; Eurotiomycetes; Eurotiales; Aspergillaceae
Product: NADH dehydrogenase [ubiquinone] 1 beta subcomplex subunit 7
Exons: 3
Coding region: 55-336 (93 amino acids)
Cellular component (GO): mitochondrion
Source: RefSeq, a predicted model, not a curated record
UCCAGUCGCUUUGUCCUCGAAAUCCACCUCGAUAACACCCUUUCCCCCCUCAAUAUGACUGUUGCCGAGACAGUGAAGAGCGCCAUUGGGCUUGGAGGCAGUACUCCUGCUACGAGCCAGGAAAUGUCCGAUGCUCGUCUUCCCCUUCAGUACCGUGACUCUUGCGCUCACUUGUUGAUCCCCUUGAAUCGCUGCCGGCAGCAGGAGUACUACCUCCCUUGGAAGUGUGAGGACGAGAGACACAGCUACGAAAAGUGCCAGUACGAGGAAUUCAAGAAGCGCGUCGCCAAAAUGGAAGAGCUCCGCGCCGCAAAGGAUGGUGCCCGCAGCAAUUGAUACCAAAGCUAUCGACAUCCUAAUUUUCGCGACCAACGAGCAGCAUGUUAUGUACAUAGAAAUUGUGAAAUUGUUUGUCCAUGCACCGACUUUGGCGUUGGGAUUCCUUCGGGUCAACUUUGUCCGCACCAUUCUUGGAAAGCCAGGGCCAAAAUCCUAUAAACGGCUUCAGUAGUUGGUCAUCUCCCUGAACUGUGUUCCGGGACAAUGGCGCAGCUUGGCGUGAUGCUACCCUCAAGCAACCCAUAGCAUGAGUAAGACAAGCAGUUAUGCCUGGUCGAUAAGCCAUGCUGGGCAUGUUAGUCUGCAAAGCUCAAUCGGCCUGAGUCCAUAUCAAUGUGUUAAUGUACGGUUGCCUUGUUUCGUAUUGCGCAACAUUCUAUCCUAGUCGCAAACAAGCUAGGAUGACCACAUCGGAGAUUAAUGGGCAGUCAUCAGGUACGGAAUGUCCAUG